Moneuplotes crassus is the source of this 1444-nucleotide messenger RNA. The record is from the annotation of a GenBank genome assembly. Lineage: Eukaryota; Ciliophora; Spirotrichea; Euplotida; Euplotidae.
UUUGAAAAUUCAAUAAUUAGAUAUAAAAAUGCCAACCUGUGGAAACUUUAAACUUAUCAAGGUCCUCGGAAAAGGAGGAUUUGGAGUAGUAUAUUUCGGAAAACAUAUCGAAACAAAUGAAAAAGCAGCAAUAAAGAUCAUACAGAAUUACGAUUUUGCUGACCAUCUAGAGCUAAUCGAAACAGAAGUUGAAGCUCUCAAGUCAUUAUCACAUAUCAAUAUCACCAAAAUUCUUGAUUCAGGAAUUUCUGAGCUCAAAACGUCAUCAAAAUCAAAAGAAGUCUACUUUAUCGCACUUGAACUAGCCCACGGAGGUGAACUAUUUGAUUUCUUGAUGCUAACCGAACCAUUCACAGAAAAGGUAGCAAGGUUCUUCUUCCAUCAGCUCAUUGAAGGUCUCGAGCAUAUGCAUUCAAAGGGAUAUAGCCACAGAGAUAUCAAGGCUGAGAACAUUCUAUUUGAUAAAGAUUUUAACCUAAAAAUAGCAGAUUUUGGAACUUCUUCGAAUAUCCUGAUGAACAAGACAACUGUGGGAACUAAGAAUUUCAUGGCUCCAGAAGUACUUGCUUGUAAACCUUACCAUGGCCAAAUCGUUGACAUAUUCGGCGCUGGCUUGGUUUUAUUCCUAAUGGUGACUGGUAGGAUUCCAUUCGAGAGUGCAGAGCAGAAAGAUUACUACUACAAAUACCUGCAUUCCAAUAGACCGUCAAAAUUUUGGAGUUUGCAUUUCAUGACAGAAGAAGGUGAAAAGGGAGAGGACUACUUGUCGGAUGAUAUAAAGAGCCUCAUCUCAAAUCUUUUAGACCCUCAUCCAAUAAGAAGAUUCUCGCUAUCCGAGAUCAAAGCUCACCCUUGGUACGAAGGAGAGGUCCCUAGUCAUGAAGAGAUCAUUCAAGAGUUCAAAGCCAGAAAAGAGAUUAAAGAAGAAAAGGAAACUGAAAAUGCCAAACUCUCUUACCAAGAGACUACAACUAGCACGAUGUACCAAGACUCUUCAGUCCUUGAAGGAACCAUCUUUCGAGGUAUUGGGAUCAGUGAUGACGAAAAUGAAGAAGUUGAACUCAAUAGAGAGUGCAUCGAGUUCGAUCCUGAUUUUACCUCCCACACCAAAUUUUACAGCAAUAGAAGGAUUGAUGACUUAUGGUACUGAGUUGCAAAAUUUGUCAAAAAUUACACAAAAGACGUUACAUUUUCAAGUACAGAGUAUAACAUGGUGCUAAGAUGGAUAGAUGACUCAGGAGACGAGGAAUUAUCCGACUCCUCUGAAAUCAUCAAUGAAGCAUCAAUAAACAUUCUAAAAAUGGGUGAUGAAGACAAGUACUGAGUGGAAUUGAUUCUUCUAAAUGGUUCGAAGCCAGAAUUCUUCGAAUUCUAUAAAAACUGAAAGAACCAUUUCCUUCAAAGGAAAGCUGCCUAAUAAAUCCGAAUAAUUGUUAAAUCUAUA